GCGCCCGAGCACAGCCAUUCUUCCCGAUGGAAAUCUCCAGUGAGGCGGUGGCGGUUGCUCCCUCCCCAGCCCUCUUUAUAAAUAUCGCCCGCUCCCUUCCCCCCCUCCGGGCAACCCCUCACUUUACGAUUUUCCAUGGAGCUCGGCGAUCAGCCGCCUCGCCUCCUAACUCCAACCCAAUCCUCUCCUCUUUGUUCUUCUCCUUCUCCCAUCUCUCCUACCUCCUCUGCUUUAAUGGAGGCGGCGGGAAAUCGCCCUUCUGGUGGGGGGUCGGGUGUUCUCUUUUCUUCCUCCUCCUCCUCCUCGUCUCCUCUCAUGGGAUUUGGAUCACUCUCUGCUUCCAAUCCCUAUCCUUCUCCGCCUCUCGGGCCCGAGAUGAAGCCAUUCGGGGAAAUCUUGGACUUCUCCGCCCAACCUCCGCCUCGUCCUGCGGAAGAGCUUCCCCCCUACCGUUUGGGGCCUUCGUCGUCGUCGUCGUCGUCGUUCUCGUCUGGGGAUGGGGCGGGUGGAGAGAGUGUUGGGAUCCCUCGGCCUCUGGAGGCUCUUCAGAGCGCGCCGAUCUCGCCCUUCCUCUCCAAGACAUAUGAGCUUGUGGAUGAUCCCUCUCUGGAUCCGCUCAUUUCGUGGGGUUCUACUGGGAAGAGCUUCGUGGUGUGGGAUCCCGUCGAGUUUGCUAGGGCCGUUCUGCCUCGGAACUUCAAGCACAACAACUUCUCCAGUUUUGUCCGCCAGCUGAAUACUUAUGGUUUUCGCAAGAUUGAUGUUGAUCGAUGGGAGUUUGCCAAUGAAGAUUUCGUAAAAGGAAAUAAGCCUUUGUUAAGAAACAUAAACAGGCGAAGGUCGUCUCAGGUUCAGCAAGUAGGUACUCAACUAUGCUCUUCAGCUGAAAGGGGGGAGCCCAAAUUGGAAGGUGAACUCCACACAUUGAGAAAGGAAAAGAGCGCAUUGAUGCAAGAGGUCAUUAGAUUGCAGCAGGAGCAUCUCGCGACAGUCCAACAGAUGGAUGCGCUGAACCAGCAGAUGGAAUCAGCGGAACAGAGGCAGAAGCUGAUGGUGUCUUUCUUGGCAAAGGUACUUCAGAACCCGGUAUUCUUGGCCCAUCUUAAGCUGCUGAAGGGACAAAGGGAGAUUACUUCUACAAGAGUAAGAAGAAAGUUCCUCAAGCAACAAUUACCGAGCCAAAGUGAUUUAGAUGAAUCCAUAGAAUAUCAUCAGACUGGAAAGAAGAGACUAGAUUUGACCGGUUCUACUUCUUCUGCACUGCAAGGCAUUGAAUAUGGUGCGAAUAAACAACUUUCUGAUAAUCUUUUGCAAGAUAUGGUUGAAAAACUUGGUCUUGACACAAGCAGACAAGAACUUCUGAGAGGCUCAGAUGAAACUGCGCUGGGGGUGCCGGACCCACUGCUUCUGGAUGCCGAUUCUGCUGCCAUCCAAGGAGGGCUUCCAGAGAGCUCUCAGACAGACAUGGGCUCCAGUGGCACCGAGUGCUUUGCAUCUUGUCCUGAGGAUAUGACCCCAGAGAGGAUGUUUUCAAAUGCUAAAGUCCCUGCAACUGAAAGUGCAGGGCCAGACCCCAACACUGUCAGCUUCGAGGGAAAGAGUGUCAUGGAGAAAACAGAAGCUACCUUUGGUGGUAGCGAUUACGCUGUGUCAUUCCCGGAAGACACCUUUCAGGAGAAAAUGUUUUCAGAUGCUAUAGUGUCUGCCAACAAAACCGUCAGCGGGCAGGAGGAAAUAUGGAAGAUCGGUCUUGAGGCUGGAGAAUGUUCUUUGAGUUCUUACGACGAUGUUUGGGAUAGCCUUGCUCAUGAUGCCCCCAAACUGGAAGUUGCGGCUGGAUCUGGUGAGCUAUGGGAUAUCGAUUUGCAAACACUGGGUGAAGAUUUGGAGUUUGACGAGUGCUUAGGCAGCGACCUCUCUUACCAGGAAUGUGAAAGUCAGUCUAGACUAUUUGACAAAAAUGAUAAAGAAAAGAUGGAACCAUAGGAUUAUUGUGCCUUGACCAUUACCCUUUUGGGUUACUUGUACCAUCACCACUGUAGAACUCUCAAAAAUUUGAUUAAUUAAUAUAAUAUUGAUUUUGGUUGAUUUUUUGGAA
Molecule: messenger RNA, 2098 nt
Organism: Phoenix dactylifera (date palm)
Lineage: Eukaryota; Viridiplantae; Streptophyta; Magnoliopsida; Arecales; Arecaceae
Product: heat stress transcription factor A-3-like
Biological process (GO): cellular response to heat; regulation of transcription by RNA polymerase II
Cellular component (GO): nucleus
Molecular function (GO): RNA polymerase II cis-regulatory region sequence-specific DNA binding; DNA-binding transcription factor activity
Source: RefSeq, a predicted model, not a curated record